Molecule: messenger RNA, 1439 nt
Organism: Thunnus maccoyii (southern bluefin tuna)
Lineage: Eukaryota; Metazoa; Chordata; Actinopteri; Scombriformes; Scombridae
Gene: hoxb6b
Product: homeobox B6b
Exons: 2
Coding region: 707-1426 (239 amino acids)
Biological process (GO): regulation of transcription by RNA polymerase II; anterior/posterior pattern specification
Cellular component (GO): nucleus
Molecular function (GO): RNA polymerase II cis-regulatory region sequence-specific DNA binding; DNA-binding transcription factor activity, RNA polymerase II-specific
Source: RefSeq, a predicted model, not a curated record
GGGAGAAUCAGAAACAUCAGAACCUCAAAACCUUCUGAAGAGUGAAAAUAUCAACAUUAUUGGCGCAUUAUUUCUGCACCCAGUUUAGAUUGAAAAUCGAUAAUCAUGAUAGGAUUGCCACUUCUGGCGGCUGCAUUGAGGAUACACAGUGUUUAUUAGUUACAGUGGAUUAUUUUUUGACGUGAUGGAAGUGAAGGUUAGAGGCGGGGGAGGAGACAGAGAGACGGACAUUUGUGCGUAAAACGGAAACAAUGCGCAAAUUGCGCAUUUUGGUAACGUGUGUGUGUGUGAGAGAGAAUCUGCUUUAUUUGCAUUAAACGAAAUAAUACUUCACAUCCAGCUGCUUCAUAUACAGUAUGUUGUUUUUCUUAUAAUCAUAUGUGUUUCCAUGAGUCGCAGCAUCUCUCUGCGACUGUGUGCGUGAGCGUGCGUAAAGACCCGACAGGCUCGAGCGCUUCAUUUCGAUUCACAGGGGACCCCUGCGCGCAACAAGAGCCCCCCAUGGGUGCAAUAGUGCAAGCACAGACGCCGGUGAUUGGCCAGAGGUUGAUCAGAUGGUACACUUCCCCUCUGUAUUCAGUGGCACCUCACAACCCCCCCUUUCAGCAAAAACCAAAUCUCCGAUAAAGUAAUGGCAAAACCACUUGGACUAUAAAAGACAACAAAUCAUAUUCCUCCGGAGUAUAUACACCCCGUUGUCCACCCAAUGAGUUCCUAUUUUGUUAACUCAACUUUUCCCGUGUCUCUACCGGGAGGACAGGACUCUCUCCUGGGUCAGAUACCGUUAUAUUCCUCGGGAUACACCGAUCCGUUAAGACACUACUCCAACGCGGCCACAUAUGGAGCAGCCAACAUGCAGGAGAAGGUUUACCCGGCGUCCUACUACCAGCAGACGGGCGCAGCGGCCGCGGCGGCCAUCUACGGCCGGACCAGCGGCGGAGCGCCGUGCGACUACAACCCGGUCGGGACUUUCUACAAGGACGCGGAGGGCUCGUGCGCUUUCUCGAGCCGCGAGGACCAGCCGCUGUUUGUCACUCAGGAGCAUCAGCGGAGCAAAGCGGAGUGCCCCGAACAGAGUGUCAGCAUGAGCAGCAGCCUCGACGACAAGUCCUCCACUCUGAUCUACCCGUGGAUGCAGAGGAUGAACGCCUGCUCGGCCGGCCCGUUUGGCAGCAGUGGCCGCAGGGGCCGACAGACCUACACCCGCUACCAGACUCUGGAGCUGGAGAAAGAGUUCCACUUUAACCGCUACCUGACCAGGAGGCGCCGGAUAGAGAUCUCGCACGCCCUUUGCCUGACCGAGAGACAGAUCAAAAUCUGGUUUCAGAACCGCAGGAUGAAGUGGAAAAAGGAGAACAAACUCCUCAAUCCGUCAAAGACACCCGAAGAAGAAGAGGAGGAGGAACAGACGGAGAAAAAGAGCUAAAAAUAAUAAUAAG